This is a messenger RNA of Aphanomyces astaci, 964 nucleotides long. Its product is annotated as V-type ATPase, C subunit. The transcript is spliced from 3 exons. NCBI's taxonomy places the organism in Eukaryota, Oomycota, Saprolegniomycetes, Saprolegniales, Verrucalvaceae. Gene Ontology annotation, molecular function: proton-transporting ATPase activity, rotational mechanism. Gene Ontology annotation, biological process: proton transmembrane transport. The coding region runs from base 42 to 596 and encodes 184 amino acids. The record is from RefSeq and is a predicted model, not a curated record. Gene Ontology annotation, cellular component: proton-transporting V-type ATPase, V0 domain.
CUUUUCUGCAUUUGGGAGGACGAAACAGACACAGCAUCAUCAUGAGUGUAGCCACCGAUGUCUUGUUCAACGAAGGAUGGGGUGAUAUCUUGACCAACAUUUCUCCGUACGCUUGGGGAAGUAUGGGCAUUGCCUUCGGCCUUGGCUUCUCUGUCGUCGGAGCUGCGUGGGGCAUCUUCUUGACCGGGUCGUCGUUGCUCGGGGCGUCUGUGAAGGCCCCUCGCAUCCGAACCAAGAACUUGGUGUCGAUUAUCUUUUGCGAGGCCACGGCCAUCUACGGAGUCAUCAUUUCGAUCAUCCUGUUGAACAAGAUGGACGUGCCGGCCGUGCGCCGGCCCACGGACCCUGCGUUGAAUUUGGACCAACUGUACUUUGCCGGGUACGCCGUGUUUGGUUCUGGCCUCGCCGUGGGUCUCACCAACAUUGCGAGCGGGGUGUCUGUGGGCAUCGCCGGCAGCAGUUGUGCGCUGGCGGAUGCGCAGAACGCCUCGUUGUAUGUGAAGAUUCUCAUCGUCGAGAUUUUCGCGAGUGCGUUGGGCAUCUUUGGGGUCAUCGUAGGCAUCAUUGUCUCGAACAACGCCGCCUUUCCCAAGUAAACAACCGUCCGCUGACCAGUCACCGACAGAAAUAAACAACCAAAACACACGAGCCCAUUGGUUUCGAAUCGAUGAAUUGAAUAUGACCCAUUACUUGUGCGUCAUGUAUUGCUAUUUUCAUGUCGUAACCUGCUCCAAGGAGUCUAACAAUGCAGUUGGAUCUGGCGUCUCUUGGGGUGCUGCUGUGGGCGGCUCGUCGUCUGGGAUAACGUUACUAGCGAUGCGAGUAGUAGGAGUGGUGGCCUUGGCAUCAAACCCCAUCGCAGCCAGCAAUUCGUCCACCUUGUGCUUGGCUUGAAACGUAUGCAUGACGUUCGGAAACAACUUGAUCAGUCCCGAGUCUUUCCGAUCAAAAUAUGACGCCAUCU